Penicillium hordei is the source of this 1212-nucleotide messenger RNA. RefSeq lists its product as uncharacterized. Gene Ontology annotation, biological process: transmembrane transport; amino acid transport. Gene Ontology annotation, molecular function: transmembrane transporter activity. The record is from RefSeq and is a predicted model, not a curated record. The coding region runs from base 1 to 1212 and encodes 403 amino acids. The transcript has 3 exons. Gene Ontology annotation, cellular component: membrane. Lineage: Eukaryota; Fungi; Ascomycota; Eurotiomycetes; Eurotiales; Aspergillaceae.
AUGGCGACCAAGAAGUUAUUUGAUGGCUCGGCGGACGAGGAUGUCGCUCUCGGGAAUAUGGGGUACGAGCAAGAAUUCAAACGAUCGUUCGGUCUCUGGACAGCCUUAAGCGGUGUCUUCAUCAUUGGCAUCCAGGCAGGUGGCCCACCUGUGAUGAUUUUCGGCUGGAUCAGUGUCUGCAUGUUCACAAUGCUCAUUGCCUUGGCAAUGGCUGAAAUGUGCUCGCGCUGGCCAGUGGCCGGAGGCCAAUACUCGUGGGUUGCUAUGCUCGCACCGACUCGCGUUUCCCGACAGCUGUCAUAUAUCACUGGGUGGUUUAUGCUGACCGGAGUUCUCGCUAUGGGCGCGGUCAACAACUCCUUCGGAUCGAACUAUAUCCUGGGCCAGGUCAACCUAGUCUUCCCGGGCUUUGUUGUCGAGCGGUGGCACACCGUCCUGGUUGCAUGGGCCGUAGGGUUAUUUGCUCUCGUCAUCAAUGUAUUCGCACCGCAUGCUUUGCACCGUCUAUCUCGCUUCAUCUUGGUGUGGAACAUUGCCUCGUUCAUCGUCGUGAUCACCACCCUCUUAGCAACAAAUCACCAGAAGCAAGACACGAAUUUUGUAUUCCACGAGUUCCGGAAUAUGACCGGCUUUGGCGCUUCGAUGGCUACUAUAACCGGCAUUCUACAAAGCUUUUUCGGUAUGUGCUGCUACGACGCGCCGAGCCAUAUGACAGAAGAGAUGGCCCACGCCAGUCGAGAUGCACCCAAGGCAAUCAUCUUGUCGGUCAUCAUGGGAGGUGUGACUGGACUGCUCUUCCUGUUGACACUGUGCUUUUGCAUGGGUGAUAUCGAAGCAACAGCCAAUUCAAGCACCGGAGUUCCCGUCAUCCAGAUAUUCUACGACUCAACGCAAAGCAAAGUCGGGACCUGCAUUUUGGCGAGUAUGAUCACCGUCAUCAUCAUGGUCACAUCCAUCAGUCUCGUCGCUGAAGGAUCACGAUCAGUAUAUGCCUUUGCACGAGACCACGGGCUACCAUUUUCGGGCUUGUGGUCUCAAGUCGAGCCAAAGAAGAAGAUACCUCUUUACGCCAUUUUUCUCACUGUGGCAGUGCAGUUAGGCCUGAACGCGAUUUACUUCGGUACAGAGACGGGAUUUGAAACGGUGAUUUCGAUAGCUACCACGGGGUUCUGUAUGUUGGUAUAUUCGACUGGAGGUAACCAUGAGCGUUAA